CACAAGGACGCUGGGUGGCUGGCGGCGCCGCGCUCCCCGGACCUGUGAUCGCCUCGCCAUGGCCUUCUUAUCGCCACUCUAGCAGGAAAAUAUUCAGCCUCUUCUUAAAAGCUUCAGUGCUGCACCCAGUCAAGUCUGUUUUGUCUAGGGAGGCAGUUGCACUGUCUGGACUCAACAUUGUAGAAGCUUUCUGCCUGGACAGUUUUAGUCCUCUGGGAGACACCACUUGUCCUGUAGGAUUAUCUGCCACAGCUAGACUUGGUCUGACAUUGGAUGGAAACUUCUCCCUGGGGUGCUGCGUUUGGCAUUCCACUCUCCAGCAUCGUGUAGGAGCUGGCCCAUUCCUUACAGCUUGGCACCACAUCUACACUAACAAUGGCCACCGACCAGGACUCCCUCAUGGCUCUGGAGGGCCUCAUGACUGAGUUCUUUGGUCUGGGAACAAGCAACAGCCGGAAGCGGGACAUUGAGACCAUCUUGGGGAAUUUUGGGCAGCAGCGAGGAGCCUGGAAGCAGUGCCUGUACUACCUUGCCCACACACACAACUCCUAUGUCUCCAUGUACUGCCUUACCACCCUCGAGAACAUCAUCAAUAAGCAAUGGGUUGGACUCAUGCCAGAAGAGAGGACAGAGAUCCGCUCGACCUUGUACAGGUUCGUGCUGGAGAAUCACAAGGUGGCGCCAUACUACAUCCGCAACAAGUUGGUCAAAUUGGUGGUGGACAUUGCCCGCCUCUCUUGGCCACACUUCUACCCUGAUUUCUUCACUAAUAUUUUGUCUCUCUCCCGAAGUCCAGACACAGUGGUGCUGUGCAUCGUGUUCUUGCAGACCAUAAGUGAGGAGCUGGCGUGUCCCCGAGAGGAGCUGUCAUACUCCCGCAGGACAGAGCUGAGGCGCCUCUUGUCUCAGCAAGUCCCCACCAUGCUCACACUCCUCUCUGGUUUGCUUGAGGGUGUGGUGGAGAAACACAAGAAUGCAGUGACAGCCACUCCUCCACCCUCACCCACACACUCUCACAGCCACUCACCAAGUCGCUCAGGCCUCUCCUCCUCUCCCAUACAGACAGGAAGUCUGCUGAGCAACAUGUUUCACUCCCUGGAGAGUGGCCCCACCCAGCGCAUGGGUUGGGUGUUGCCUCCCUUGGACCCAGAGAGUGAGACCAUAGCCUCACUGGCCCUUAAUUGCCUCACUCACCUCUUCUCUUGGAUACCACUCUCUUCCCUCAUCACCCCCCAUCUCCUCAACACCAUAUUCCUCUUUGCCUCGUUGGGAGCAGACCCCCAGCACAGCCGCCACCAUAACGGUCUGCUUGAGAAGAACUGUACAUCAGGGGAGUCCCUUGGCGUGCUGGCCAUGGGUGCCAUAAAUGAGAUCAUGAGCAAGAACUGUGUCCCCCAUGACUUUGAGGACUUCCUGCUGCAGAUGUUCCGCAACACCUUCCAGCUCCUUCAGCGGCUGGUGCGGGAGGAGCCCAACACCACCUCCCGGCUCCAGCUCCUUGAUCCCAGCUACAUUGACAAGUUCUCUGAGUUCCUGAGGCUAUUUGUCAGUGUUCACCUUCGUAGAUUUGAGAACAACUCUCAGUUCCCAGUGCUUGAGUUCCUGGCACUGCUGUUCCGCUACACCUUCCACCAGCACUGUGUUGAGGCAUACUUCAACUGCCUCGACGUGUGGAGCAUCUUCCUGGACCACCUGUCAGCCAAGGCUCAGGGGUCACAGGAACACUCAGGGAUCACCAGAUAUGAGGAUGCCUUGAUAUCACUGGCAAGAGGAAUCCUGCACAAAAUACAGCUGCGGCACAACCAGGCAGAGUUGGAAGAGCUUGACCAUGAGAUCCGAGAAGAGAUCCUGGAGAACAACAAUGCCUACUAUGGGGAGCUGGGUGAUGGGGAGGAUGUGUCGGAGUGGCACUCUUUCUUCACCAGGAACCUUGAGCUGGUGGCCAAGAUUGCUGAGCUACUCCCUGACCAGAUCUUCAGCCUUGUGUAUGAGCCUUGGAAUGAUGCCACAAAGAUCUACCUCAGCCUGCAGUCCAACAUGGUGGAGCAGGACGGGCGGCGGAGACUCAACAUAUCGGCAGAGCAUGAGUGUCCCCGCCUCCACUGCCUCCUCCGUGACCUGUCCUCCCUCCUGCAGGCCAUUGGCAGGCUCUCCACACUCUUCCUGGGGGAGGAGCUGCCCAAGAGGUCGACCACAGCUGUCCAGGUCAUUGAUAAAUUGGUUCAGUUGGCCAACUACAGCACAGGACUGAAGCUGUUUGAGGUCCAGACUGCUGUGGAAGUACUUCACUCAGAUUUUGUGGAAGUCCAUGCCCAGGUGCUGUCAUCCCUGAGGGCAUGGGUACACUGGCUUUCUCAGCUGUAUGGUCAGCAGUUCGUGCAGGUGUUCCCUGGAGGCACCCAGACCCACCAGCACCAAGACACCUGCCACACCAUCAACAAACAGAUGUUGGUUGCUGCCACCAGUAUUCUGAAUGUUGGAGCUCCUCCCCUCAUCGUGAAUUGUGGGGUACAGCUGCUGCUCUCUCUGUCCGUUAUGGUGCGUUCACCUGUUGCCCUUGAGAUGAACCAGGUUCAGUCCCUCUACGUCCAGGCCCCUUCAAUAUCCUCUGAUCUCAAGGUGCGAGGGCUUAUUCUGAGGGCAUUAGUCAACUUCCUGCUACUGCCAUGGCCGAGCUUCGUGGUGGAUCACAAGCUGGACACACGCAAGCACCACCUCACCACCUUCAUCAACUCCUUCACCUCAGACAUUCGUAAACUGGACAUACAGCGGCUGGCCGAGGACAAGAGCAUGGAGGAAUCUCUGGCACCCAAGCUGUGCGACACCCUAUCCAUCAUCCGUUAUCAGGUGGGUGAGCUGAACAACACAGACAAGGCCAGCAGGGAGCUCUACUACCACUGUGUUCAAGAUGUCAUCCACCAAGCCAUCCUCCUCUUCCCCAUCUAUGUUCAGCACACCAGCGUAUGUGAGGAGAUCCUGGCGCUGAUGGUGGUGGUGAUGCAGGUGUUGCGGGUGCAGCUUGGGCCCGUGCGUGUGGAGGCCACCAUCCAGACCUUCCUUGAUGUGUUCACCACCCGCCACCACCUCCAGCUGGCCAUCACGGCGGACAACCCAGCUGCUGUCAGAGUGGUCGACAAGUUCCUGAAGCUGCUUGAGCUGAUAGUGAGUGAGCCAGGCCAGUCAUUUAAACGGUUCAUCCCCAACACCAUCACCCUGUGCAUGGACCACAUCUACCCAGUUGUCUCUGACCACACAUCACCGGAGGUCAAGGGUCCUCUUUUUGAGCUGCUGCGCUGCCUCCUUGAGCACAACUGGAAGUAUUUCUUCAAGCGUCUCUCCCAAUCCUGGAAGACCUCCUCCCAGUCCUUCUGCAGUCCCUUCAGACCAUCAGUGCACAUCUCCUUUGGUGCAGGCAACUGGGAUUCCAUAGAAAAUGAGGCUCAGUUUAUCCAGAUCAUGCAGGCCUUUGGUCAGUCCUUCAUGCAGCCAGACAUCACCAUCUUCAAGCACAACUUAGAAGCCAUGGAAUCACUCAAUUCAAAAUACAAACUCUAUCACAAGGGUGUGUUCCGCAACUCCCUGUUGGUGCACUUCAUCACAGUGUUCCUGCAAGUGUUGGUGCACCGCUCCCAAGACCUGCUGCAGGAGGAGAUCACCAUCACUGUGUACAACAUGGCGGCAGUGGACUUCAGCACCUUCUUUGGAGCCUUUGUGCCACACUUCCUGCAGAACAUGGAUGGCCUUGACACUGACCAGAGGACAACUCUCAAGGCUAACUUUAAAACUGAUACUGACCUCCCCACCUUCACCCAGAAUGUCCAGCGGUUCAUCAACGACCUCCGUUACUACCGCACAUGCAAUGCCAGCCUUCCUCCGGGCACCGUUAAGUUAUAGUGUCUCUCCUGAUGCCGUGGCCAAUAUUCCAUUAUAACGAAGAGCCUCCACAGGGGCAUUUAUCAAUUCUUGGGGCACUUCAGUGUUUGUAUGCAUGUAUGUGUAUGUAUAUGUAUCUAAGAAGUGAAAGUUCAUUAGUAAGCAACAGUUACUAUUAGAAGCAGUAUGAAUGUUUGCAGAUGAAGAUAUUUUCCUUUAGAGUAUUGACUGUCCUAAGGGGUUAUGCUGGAAACAGUAUUUAUGUGUGGGAUAUUUGGGACUCCAGGUGCAAGCUGUGAUGUUUGUUCAUUCCCACAUUUUUUGGCUUAAAAUCUGACAGAAAAUGAUACAUCCAAGCCUGGCAUGAAGAAACUAUUUCCCAUGAAACCUUUCAUCCCCGAAUCCAGUGAUACAAAUACUUUGCCUCCUGCUGAAGAAUGUUGAAGUUUUUGUUGAGUUACCAGCUUCUAGUUCCUUUGUUGUCUCAUCAUACUUCUUCAUUAACCUUUAACUGCCCUGUUGAGCCCCAAGAAUAGGUUGGCUGGAAAACCACUGUUCCCUCACAGUAGGUACAGUGACUGUGAUCGACGACCAUUGUGAUAUGUACUUGCUUAAGCUUAGUGGACCAAUGUACAGUCAUGGUGUGUGUAUGUAUAUCUGGUGUGUGUCUCUGGAGUCCAGAGUUUAGUGUCUGCCAAAACCAUUGAAUACGGGUCAAAAGCAACCAUUCACUCCAUGCACUAAACUGUGAAAGAAGUGUUGAGUUCAAGGUGUCCAAGUUCUGUGUUUUGUUCUAAAAGAUACAUUCUACCCACCACUAUCAUUCCAUUUAGACUUUACUUUCACUGAUGUUGGUUUUGAUAGUAUACUGGCAGAUUUAUGAACUCACUCUAAGUGCCAUGAUAAUGUUGAUUAGAAACAGGCUGGGAUGCUUGUUGCUGCAGAGCAGUGAUUGCUUAGGACUAAUGGAGACUUGAGGUGUGGGACACAAAAUAGGACUGAGUGAAGAGUAGGAUUAAUAAGGAUACAUGUAUGCAUUAGGAUUAUUGUCCUUAUGCUGUCUCAGUGUGUGUGUGCAUGUGUGUGUGUGUGUGUGUGUGUGUGUAUGAUAGUAAUGCUGCAUGUGUGUGCAUAUGAGUGUGUGCGUGUGUGUGUGCACACAUAUGCACACAUACAUGCACACAUUUCCAUUGGGCAUUCCUUAUGAUCCCAACUCAGUCUUAUUCCUCUCUUUGUAAUUUGAUUUAAUGCAUUUGCAAUGUACAUUCCAGAGUAUGAUAUGUAGACAUUCCUCUGCCACCCUCCUCUCCCUCCAUUACACCCACGUGCCAAUGCCCGUACCUACACAUACAAUACAGUCUUCAAAACAGCAUUAUAAGUAUGCCAUGGUGCCAGGAGGGGGGAGAGGCCUGCAAUUUGUGGCUCAUUGUUAUGAACCAUUAAUGGAACGUAUCUUUCAAGAAUGUGUAUGUGUUGGUCUAAUUUCCAGUGUCCACACACUAUUCUUAGGUAUUUCUUUAGACUGUGUCUGUGAUGAUAGUCAGACAACUGUCACCAUUCCUGUAUGGCCAACAAGAUGUGUGGUUUAGCUUUCUGGCUCAUAUUUAGUAUGGUAGGAUGUUCCUUGCUUUGUUAUUCUUACUGAAAAUGUGUUAUGAAUUUGUAAAAUGAGCUCUAUGACAAAUGUUCUUGGUCAAGCAAGUAUGCUCCUAAGUUAUUUUUUCUACAAAUUUAUUUUCUUAUCUGGAUAUCGUAUCCAUACCUUUUUAUACCUGUUCAAUUAUUUUGUUACAUUACUGUAUAAGAUAAUCCACACGUGAAGCAUUAUAUCUAAAGGUAUUUUAUCAUGGAAAUUAUAUAUGGACUGACCCAUCAGCCAGAGCUCCAAGCUAUGUAGGAGAAACAGGUCAACAACACACCCGAUUCCUGAUUUUCCACUGAGAAAAUGAAAAUAACUAUAUCAUUGCAGGCUAAAAUGGAGGAAGGCUUAUCUAAAAACUUGGUACAUUUUUUUCAAAUUAUAUUAGAAAAUUUAAUGAUAGUCUUCAGCAAGUCAAAAAUUCCCAUAACAGAUGUCACAGCUGAGUCUAGCCCAGUUUGCCAGUAUACUUGGUAAAUACAAAUAUACACUUGCCAGUGUAUUUGUGUACUGGAGUGGACUGGCUGCAUGCAUGUUUUUCUUAAUGCUCUUUGUUAUUGUGGUCAUGCUGAGGCAAACAUUGCUCAUCCAGCAUCAAUCUUACCAUACUUUAUACAUAAUGAAAAGUUUUGGGCCUUUGCAGUCUACAGCCAGGCAUAGCAAAACAAUAUGGUCAGCCACUGUUCACACUAUUUGGUAGAAGUCCUGAAAUUUUCAUUUGGAGCUCAGUAAAUAAUUGUGUUGAAGUGAUUGCUGGUUACAAAAGUUACCUAAUAUUAUACCAGCAGUGAAUAAAUGUUGAUGCAAAUUGCACUGUCCUCACACUUAUGUCCAGUGCGACAAAAACAAUACUGUUGCUCUGGACACUAUCUGGCAGAGAUCUCAUUAAUUACAAUUGUCAUUCAAAAAAAUUAUGGUAUUGUAAAAAUAUAACAACAUAGAAUCUUGUUAAAAAAAUCCUGAAUCCUGGAAAAGAGGACCUCCUGUAUUUGCUUUUGUAAAGGUGUGUUUUUAUCAAGUGGUUCAGGAAAUUGAAUUACUACAGUUGAUUGUUUCUCCACAGUCAACACCAGAGUAUUUGUGAGGACUGUUCACAUCAGUAAUGAGCCUUGGGUCAGGUAGUGAGUGUUCAUUGUACCUAUAUACCACCACUACACUGAUGAUAUUUGAAAGUCAAAUAUGUAUGAAUACCAUAAAAGUCAAAUAUGUAUGAAUACCAUACAUUCCCAGUAUGUAGUAUGAAAGAUGAAGGUUGGUAAUAGCAUUGUUCAGAAACCAUGGCAGGUAUAUGGUUUCUGUGCAUGCUAAUAUUAGUGAAAGAGGAUCUCUGUUGGUUGGAGGUUAUAAGUGAUGUAUGUAAUUGUACCUUGCAGACCUUUAGCUACAAUUUACAACAGAGUACUUUGUAAAACUGAUCAGUAAGUUUGAUUUUUUUUUCAAUUAUUUAGCUUGCUGCAAAUUCCCUUCAAUUUUGUAGGGCCACAAUUUUCAAUGGCAAUAUUCUAUGAAAUGCAGAAAAUUCUGUUGCUGCCAAAUGUUUCUGGUUCAGCUGCAACUCAUUUUCCACAUAUCAGCAGGUAUUACAGCUUAGGUAUCCUCUUCACAUGCAUUACUCUCAGUUAAGUUUAAGCAUUUUGUUCAAUGCAUUCAAAGCAGUCACUUUGCCAGUCAAUAUUAUGUAGCUUUUACUGUAAAUUUUGUACAGAUGUCUGUAAAGAUUGUCACUUUUA
This is a messenger RNA of Eriocheir sinensis (Chinese mitten crab), 7242 nucleotides long. Its product is annotated as exportin-6-like. The coding region runs from base 376 to 3894 and encodes 1172 amino acids. The record is from RefSeq and is a predicted model, not a curated record. Lineage: Eukaryota; Metazoa; Arthropoda; Malacostraca; Decapoda; Varunidae. Gene Ontology annotation, biological process: protein export from nucleus. Gene Ontology annotation, molecular function: nuclear export signal receptor activity; small GTPase binding. The transcript is spliced from 25 exons.